AAGCAUUCGAAGCGAACACAAGCAAGUGAAGCAACUUGAAAAAGCGUUUUUACAUUGUGAAAAAAGUGGUGUUUUGAAGUGUGGAAAAAAUGGUGAAAGCAAUUGGAAUCGAUCUGGGAACCACAUACUCUUGUGUUGGUGUCUGGCAGCAUGGAAAAGUGGAAAUCAUCGCAAACGACCAAGGAAACAGAACGACCCCAAGUUAUGUGGCGUUUACAGAGACCGAAAGACUCCUUGGAGAUGCAGCCAAGAAUCAAGUAGCGAUGAAUCCCAGCAACACAGUUUUCGACGCGAAAAGACUAAUAGGAAGGAAAUAUGACGAUCCAAAAAUUCAGCAAGACAUCAAACAUUGGCCCUUCAAGGUUGUUAAUGAAAAUGGCAAGCCGAAAAUCCAGGUUGAGCACAAGGGGGAAAAGAAAAUAUUCGCUCCUGAAGAGAUCAGCUCGAUGGUUUUGACGAAAAUGAAAGAAACGGCAGAGGCGUAUCUUGGGGAAAAAGUGAAAGAUGCUGUAAUCACUGUACCAGCUUAUUUCAACGAUUCUCAAAGACAAGCCACGAAAGAUGCCGGAGUCAUCGCUGGGUUAAACGUUAUGAGGAUUAUAAACGAACCAACAGCUGCUGCUUUGGCUUAUGGUCUGGACAAAAAUCUGAAAGGCGAAAGAAAUGUUCUAAUUUUCGAUCUGGGAGGUGGAACAUUCGAUGUCUCCAUUCUAACAAUAGACGAAGGAUCUCUGUUCGAAGUAAGAGCUACAGCCGGUGAUACACAUCUAGGUGGUGAGGACUUCGACAACAGAUUGGUGAAUCACCUGGCAGAAGAAUUCAAAAGGAAAUACAGGAAAGACCUUCGAAGCAAUCCAAGAAGUCUCAGGCGUCUAAGAACUGCAGCAGAAAGAGCCAAACGUACAUUGUCAUCGAGCACGGAGGCUACGAUUGAAAUCGACGCUUUGUAUGAUGGAGUUGAUUUUUACACGAAAAUCUCGAGAGCUAGAUUCGAAGAGUUGUGUUCAGAUUUAUUCAGAGGAACUCUUCAACCGGUCGAGAAAGCUUUAGCUGAUGCUAAAAUGGAUAAAGGAUCCAUCCACGAUGUCGUCCUAGUCGGGGGAUCUACAAGAAUACCAAAAAUCCAACAGCUACUCCAGAACUUCUUCAGUGGCAAGCCCUUGAACCUAUCCAUCAAUCCGGAUGAAGCAGUCGCUUAUGGAGCAGCAGUCCAAGCUGCGGUACUCAGCGGUGAAAACGAUUCCAAGAUCCAAGACGUACUUUUGGUUGACGUGACUCCUCUAUCACUUGGAAUCGAGACGGCAGGAGGAGUAAUGACCAAAAUCAUCGAGAGAAACGCGAGAAUUCCUUGCAAACAAACUCAGACAUUUACGACUUACGCAGAUAACCAACCAGCAGUUACCAUCCAGGUUUUCGAAGGUGAAAGAGCCAUGACCAAAGACAACAACUUGCUGGGAACGUUCGAUUUAACUGGAAUUCCCCCUGCGCCACGUGGAGUCCCAAAAAUUGAAGUCACCUUCGAUCUCGAUGCAAAUGGAAUCUUGAACGUUUCCGCCAAAGAUACGAGCUCUGGAAAUUCGAGAAAUAUCACAAUCAAGAAUGACAAGGGUCGUCUCUCCCACAAUCGCAACCACAUCGAUAAGAUGGUUGCUGAAGCAGAAAAAUAUAAAGAAGAAGACGAGAAGCAAAGGCUUAGAAUUUCAGCCAGAAACCAACUAGAGGGUUAUAUUUUCCAACUGAAACAAGCUGUAGCCGACUGUGGAGACAAACUAAGUGCUGAAGAUAAAGCUACCGUUGACAGAGAAUGCCAGAAUUGUCUCCAGUGGUUGGACUCCAAUACUCUGGCGGAAAAAGAGGAAUACGAAGACAAACAAAAACAGUUGACAUCCAUCUGCGCUCCGAUCAUGACAAAACUCUACAGUGGAGGCGCAGCUGGUGGAAAUGGGUUCAACGGUGGAAUGCCUGGAAAUUGUGGACAACAAGCGGGAGGUUUUGGCGGCAACAGAGGUCCUACCAUCGAGGAAGUUGAUUAAUGUACAUAAUUUAUUGUUAGCAUUUUAAGAACACUGAAAAAGACUGAUUUAUUUUGUUAAUUUAUUUUGUUAAUAAAUAUUUUUACCC
Messenger RNA from Coccinella septempunctata (seven-spotted ladybird), 2121 nucleotides. RefSeq names its product heat shock protein 70 B2-like. The coding region runs from base 90 to 2033 and encodes 647 amino acids. The transcript has a single exon. The record is from RefSeq and is a predicted model, not a curated record. Gene Ontology annotation, molecular function: ATP-dependent protein folding chaperone; misfolded protein binding; ATP binding. Lineage: Eukaryota; Metazoa; Arthropoda; Insecta; Coleoptera; Coccinellidae. Gene Ontology annotation, biological process: protein refolding; cellular response to unfolded protein. Gene Ontology annotation, cellular component: cytoplasm.